AUGUCGGCCUCCGUGGGGGGCCCGCUGGGACGCCCGGGCGACCGCUUCGGCCAGGAGCUGGCCGACCUGCUCCGGCCGCUGGAUGGCCAUUUCGAGUCGGACCACCACUGCGCCGAGGCCCUGGAGGCCAUCACGGCCCAGCUGGCCGAGCGAGUGGACUUCCUGAAGAGCGAGCUAUUCGACAUCGUGUCGCGGCACCAUGCCGUGCUCGGCAUCGAGAUCCACCCGGCCCAGGAGGCCGGGGCUGCUGGGGACAUGACCCCGGCCGCGCGGAUGGCCAGCGCCGCCGGCGGGGCGCUCGGGUCCGCGCGCGCGGUCGAGUCCCGCGCACUUGUCCUGUCCAAGGCACUGCAAACUCUCUCAUGGAAAGCCGACCAGAGCUCAUCGCCGGCUAUCCUGCGGGUGCCGCGCGCCGCGCGCGCUGCCCGGCUCAAGGCCCGUGCACUCAACUCGGCUGCCGCCAUCAUCGGCCUGGCGGCACGACUGCACCACCUCCUGGCCGGUGCCUCGACCGCCCUCGGCACCGCCAUGUGGGUGGAGUGUGCGCUCUUGUUGAAUCGCGUGGAGGAGUAUGUGACCCUGCACACGGCGCUCCGGGCUCGGCUGGUGGACAUCGCCACUCGGGCGGUGGUUGUCACCGAGCGCACCCUCACCCCGUUGGACCCGCCGGCGCACUCGAGCGACAUCGAUGCCCUGUUUGCCGCGGCCUCGGCGGCCCUGGCGCAGCCAUUGACCCGGCCGGCCUUCUGCUCGGUGGUCCAGGUGACUGUGCACGCUCGGCUUUCCGGCAUCACCACCGACCCCGAGCGCACCACCGCCCUGCAGGAUGUCCUCCUGGCGCUGCACCUGACGCAGGAUCUCCGGCCGGGGGCCGGGCCCGGGCUUCUCAGCCCGCCCGGGCCGCUUCAGCUGCCGGACCUCGAGACGACCUUCACGGCAGCCCAUCUGCUGGCCCCGCUGGAGGCCUCGCUGCCGACCCCGGGGGAUGCGGUCCUGCGGGACCUGGCCGGGCGCCUGGCCGGGCGGGCCUUCCCCCUGGCCGUCGGGGACCCGGAGGCACGGGUCUUCUCGGCCCAGGCGGCCCCCUUUGUGCAUGUGUUGACGCUGGUGGCCCCGGUCCGGCACUUGGGCCUCGGGCCGGAUGGGGCGUCCAUCCAGCAGGUGGCGGCCCCCGGCCCGGGGGCCGACCCGCGUGCCGUGGCCGAUGAUGUGGCUGCCGGGACCGUGUACGAGCGGGCCUCGGCCAUUGUGGAGUUUUUGCAGCCGCUGGUGGCCGGGCCCCCGAGCGAGCUGGUCCUCGGGCCCGGCCGCCCGGCGGGGGGGCCAAUGCCGGAGCUCUCCGCCGCCGAGGGGCAACUUUUGUCGACGCGCACCAGCCAGCGCUGGGCGGCGGCCGUUUGGCCGGUCCUCGUGGGGGCUCUUCAUCAGGGGCCCUACACCCUGCUGGUGGAGCAUUUCGCCACGGAGGCCACCGGGCCGGGGGAGGACGCCCCGGCGGCCGGGGACUUUGCCUCGCGCGCGCACACCAGUGCCCAGCAAUUCGAAUCGUACCUGCACCUGAAUGGGCUGCUGCCGCGAGGGCCGGCCGAGUGUGGGGCCACGGCCGGCGGCCCGGGGGCCGAGGUCGGGGCCGGGGCCGGGGCCGGGGCCGGGGCCGGGUCGCCGCGGUGGCCGCCCGGCUUGGCGCCCGGGGCCCCGGCCCCCGGGCCCGGGGUGGCCUCGUCGCCGGCCGCCGCCGUGGCCUCGCUGUCCGGCUGGUGGCAGGCCCCGCGGUUCCAGGCGCGGGUGCGGUCGGCUCGGCGAACUCGGCUGCUGGAUGCCGCGCGUCGGGACCUCCUGUGUGGCCAGGCCUAUGGCCAUGAGGCGGUUGGCGGGGACUGUGCCCGGCCGGAGGGCGCCGCGCGCCAGCAGCUGCUGGCCCUGCUGGAUGACCCGGCGGCCGCCGGGGCCGGGCCGGCUGUCGACCGGCUGCUGUCGGUCGAGCAGGAUCUCUCGCCCCUGGCCGUGUCCCGGCGCAUUCGCCGGCUGGCGGUCGGCCACUUGGUGCCCCUGUGCCUGGGGCUGGCCACCGGCGGGUCGGGCGCCGGGCCGGAGGACAUCUCGGCGGUGCUGCGCGAUGUGGUGGAUCUCCUGCGCGCGCACUCGGUCCUUCGUCUGCGCCAGGUGUUCGAGGCGGCCGUCAGCGCCGGUGCCGGUGGCGGCCCCCCCGCCGAGGCGCAGCUUCGUGCCCAGUGCGAGGCCGCCGCUCGCGAGGGGGCCCUCGCGCACAAUGACUUCCUCUAUGUGGCGUGGGUUUUGUCGUGCUUCGGCACGCCGGAGCUCCCGUCGCCGGGGUCCUCGGCGCGCGCCGGCCUGGCCAGCACCAGUGUCGCGCCGCUGCUGGUGGCCCUCUGCCGGGAAGCCGCCCGAUCGGCCUAUGUCCAGAUGAUGACGCUGCUCGGGGCCAGCGUGUGCGAAUCGCUGGUCGGGGUGUUCCGCGCCCGGACGGACGUCACCUCCCGUGGCCAGGCCGUCCGGUGGCAUUGUGCCCUGCUGGAGGGGGUCUUCACUUUGUGGACCCUACCCGACGCCGCCGCCGCCGCCGCCGCCGCGGAUCUGGCUGGCGGCUUUCAAUUUCCCGGACCCGAUGCAGCUGGCCCCGACGGGGAGAUCUUCCCGGAGGCGGGUCUCUGGUGCCCGCCAUCCCCGGGGCCGGUCUGGGCGCCACAGCUGGCCGGCUCAGGCGCAGGCCCCAGCACCCCGGCCGAGCCGGGCCCCCCCUCGGAGGUGGGCCAUGACGUGGUGUGGGCUGGCGCGGCAUCCUCAGCCGAGGGGUUCCGCCAGGAGGUCCUGGGCUUCGUCGACAGCCUGGCCCUUCGAGAGAUCCUCGGCCGAGCGUCCUGCCUGUGCCUCUUUUGCGAGGACUGCUGUCGGUUGUACUUGUGUCCGGCGGGCUGCGAGGCCGCCCCGGGCAGCGUGGAGCCGCACCAUUCGCCGGCCCAGCUCCUGGAGGCCGGCACCCUUGGACCGCUGCUGGCGGCGGUGGCUCGCUUCCGGCCGGCGCACCGGGGCCACCUGCUGCCCGACCUGCCGGCGGGGGCCUGCCCCGGGGAGGGCGCCCCCCGGGCCGGCGGCUUCUCCUUCUGGGUCUUUUUUUCGCGGGCCCUUCCGGUGCCGGAUGCCUGCCGGGCGGGGCAUCCCGGCCAGCCGGGCGCCGGCGCCGCCUUCGGGGCUGGCAUUGUGAAGGCCCUCGGCUUGGUCGCCUUGGCGGUAGGUUGCGCGGUAAUCAGGCGCCCGGUCAUCCGAUCGCCGGGGCUGGCUGCCCUGGGUGGCUUCCUUGCUGGCGCCCUGCCCGGGCUGUUUCUCACGUCGCCUGCCUUCCUCCCCCAGGCUCGGCUGCGUCCUGGCUGCCGGGUUUGCUGCGACGCCGAAGCCGCGGCCGACCGCGGGCCGCUGGUGGCCGCCCUGCUGGACAUGACGGGGCUCCUGGCCCGGCGCCUUGUGUGCUUCGAGCGCCUGGCUCUCGGCGCCCUGGCGGCCAUCAUCGAUGAUGAGCUCUUGAGCCGGGGCUUCUCCAGCCACGUCAGUGGCGAAGUGCUGUCUCGCAUGGAGGCGGCAUCCGGUGGCCCGGCCGGCCGGAAGCAGCAUGCCCUGAACCUGCGCCUGGCCCUGUCACGCCUGCUGGACUUGGUUUCCCAAGUGCUGGCCACCCUGCCAGGGCAGGUUCUCCGAGCCCUGCCCGAGGCCACGCACUUGCAGGUCCUCCGGGACAACCUCGGCGCAUAUGACUGGGCCGAGCGCAUCCGGCAGCUGGCCGAUUUGGGGCAUGGCCCGGCCGUGGCCUCGGCCGCCCAUGUGGCUGGCCCACACGCCGGGCCGAGCUCCCUGCUGUCGUUGCGCGGCCGGCUGCAGGCCAUCGGCACGUUGCGGCCGCUGGUCCUGCGUGCCCUCACAUCAGACACGCUGGCCUUCUUCGAUGACGGGCAGCCGGGCCUGCUGCAGCGGCUCCGCAUCCGGUGGCUCCUCCGCCAGAUGCACCUCCAUUCGCGAUCGCUCGGCAAUGCGUUGCGUCUUCUCGCGCAGUCGAUUGAGGAGUACGAGUCGAUCGAGCCCUCGGAGGGUGGCCUGUUCGCCGGCCUGCAAGCGCUUUCAAUGCAGGCCGGGGCCCUGUCGACCGAGCUCCGCCUGGCAGCCGGGCGUCUGACUCGCCUGCUGCAGUUGGCCCACCAUGGCCCCGGCUCGCCGGGCCGCGAGACCGCUGCUCGGGCGCUUGUCCAGCACUUUGAGCAGCUCCUCAUUCCGGACCUGGGCCGCAUUCUCGGCCGCGCCGAGGCCCUGAGCUCGCGAUUGGCCGCACCGCCAGCCGCCGGCGUGGCCCGGCCGGCCGCCAUCCCGCACGACCAUGUGGCGCCGGUCCGCCUGUCGGACAUCGCCAUCCAACCGGAAACCGGUGAGUAUGUCACCGAGGGUGGGAGUCACCCGCGACCUGAGGAUGUGCCCCCGGAGCCGAGCCAGUGGUUUGUCUUCGCCGGAGCCGACGAGGAUGACGACCGCGCGGCUGACUUCCCCCGGCCAAAGUCCACCCUCUCGCGCGAGGAGCGCAUCGCCCAGCGCAAGGCGCGCCUGGAGGUCGAGCGCCAGCAGCGGGAGACACAGCAGGCCAUGCUGGACCUGGUGUCCGAGCUCCAGGACGUCCUGCGGGACCUGCCCAUCCCGGAGCCGCCCAUUUGAGCCGCCUCGUCCGGGGGCCCAAGACAAAACACCACCCCUUGGCACAAUCCCCCCC
Fonticula alba is the source of this 4765-nucleotide messenger RNA. RefSeq lists its product as hypothetical. Lineage: Eukaryota; Rotosphaerida; Fonticulaceae. Bases 1 to 4710 code for a protein of 1569 amino acids. The record is from RefSeq and is a predicted model, not a curated record. The transcript has 13 exons.